Glycine soja is the source of this 1543-nucleotide messenger RNA. RefSeq lists its product as uncharacterized. The record is from RefSeq and is a predicted model, not a curated record. Bases 266 to 1261 code for a protein of 331 amino acids. The transcript has 6 exons. NCBI's taxonomy places the organism in Eukaryota, Viridiplantae, Streptophyta, Magnoliopsida, Fabales, Fabaceae.
AAGUGGUGGGCACAUAUCUUGUUGAACGGUGGUUACUGUUAUAGGCUAAGGCUGAGUCCCUUCACCGCCACUAACAAACUUGCUCGGCUUCCACUAAUGGCUGCUUUCUCUGUGACCGCCACCACUUCACCUUCUUCAUGCCUUCUUCAACGACGUCGUUUCUCCACCCCUUCUUUCUAUCUACAUGGCUCACCACGGCCACAAAAUAAGAAAAUUGGGAUUUUCGGACCAUUUUCCUUCAAUUUGAGGAGUCAAUCAAGAUGCAAUGGAAGCGAUGAAAGACACUGGUGAAACUGAUAGCCUCAUAGGUGUGCUCGGAGAAACAGAUUCUCACCAAGAUGGAAGUAGAACUAUUCCCAAGGUGCGGAAUGAAAGUAUUGAAGCAUGGUCACAAUUUGCUAAAAGAGCAUCUGGCGAAUGGGAUGGAUUUGGAGCAGACUUUAGUAAUGAAGGGAAGGCAAUUGAACUGCCGGAGUCGGUAGUGCCUGAAACAUACCGGGAGUGGGAGGUUAAAGUAUUUGAUUGGCAGACUCAAUGCCCCACUCUCGCUGAACCAGAGGAACGUGUUCUUCAAUACAAAUCCAUUCAGUUACUUCCAACUGUAGGAUGUGAGGCUGAUGCUGCUACACGGUACAACGUGGAUGAGAGGAAAGUGGGAGGGGAAAAUAAUGGACUUACUGCCUUUGCUUACCAAUCCAGUGGUUCUUAUGUUGCUAUCUGGCAAAAGAAGGAUAACUUAUUAGAGUUGGAGUACUGCUUGAUCAAUCCUCAAGAUUGUGAAUCUCGGGUUAGGAUUAUUCAGCUUAUUGAUGUAUUAAAUAACACAGAGAUUGUGCUAAAGGGUAUUAAAGUGUAUCGUGAGCAGUGGUAUGGGCCAUUCAGAAAUGGUGAUCAACUAGGAGGUUGUGCUAUCCGUGAUUCGGCAUUUGCUUCUACUGCACCCAUGAAUGCUUCAGAUGUUACUGGUAUCUGGAAGGGAUCUAAAGCUGUCGCCACUUUCGGCACUCCAAACACUGAGAUAUUUCAAGAGCUUUUUGAUGGCAAAGUGCAGAACUCUGUCAGAGAUGGAGAUAACAAUAUAUUGCUUCCUAAGCAGCUGUGGUGUUCUCUUAAACAAAGCAAGGAAGGUGAAACUCUAAGUGAAGUGGGAUGGCUUUUAGAUCAUGGGCAGGCAAUCACAUCAAGCUGCUUAUUCUCAAGCACUGCAAAGCCACAGGAAAUAUCAAUAGCAUUAGAAACUAGAGCCUUGGAAUAUGCAUAGCCUUAGUGGCAAUCCAUUCUGAUCCAAAAAUAUUUACAUUCCUAAAAGGUAGUACUAUCCAAGGUGAUUUAUUCAAGUACGAAUAAUGUUAUUUGCACUACAAAUUUUAUAACUAAGAGAGAAAAAGAGAAAAGUAUGAGAUGUAAUAAAUAAUGUGUUAGAGAAAGAUAAAGACAACAAAUGCUGUAUAAAUUGUUAUAUAUUUUUUAUCAGUGUAUAAAUAUGACAAUUUUGUAGCAAAAAAUGUGUUUUUUUUUUUAAAAUCAUUCAUUUUAACUCAUG